CACAACAAAUUUAGUUUCUUCUUCUUGUUUCUGUCUUAAUCCGAUUUUUGAUUUUUAUUUCCUCCACCACCGUGAAAUAUGAUUGCCGCCGGAGCUAAAUCGCUAUUAGGGCUUUCGAUUGCUUCUCCAAAAGGGCUUUCCGAUAGCAAUUCAAUGAGUAAUUCAAGAUCUGUUGUUGGUGCUCGUGCUUGUGUUUCUAUGGAUGGAUCACAAACUCUGAGUCAUAACAAAAAUGGAUCUAUUCCUGAGCUUAAAUCGAUUAAUGGUCACAAGGGACAAAAGCAAGGUCCUUUGUCUACGGUCGGAAACUCGACGAACAUAAAGUGGCAUGAAUGUUCUGUUGAGAAAGUUGAUCGACAGAGAUUGCUUGAUCAGAAAGGAUGUGUGAUUUGGGUCACCGGUCUUAGUGGUUCAGGGAAGAGUACUUUGGCUUGUGCUUUAAAUCAGAUGUUGUAUCAAAAGGGGAAGCUUUGUUAUAUUCUUGAUGGUGAUAAUGUUAGGCAUGGCUUAAACCGUGAUCUUAGCUUUAAAGCUGAGGAUCGUGCAGAGAAUAUUCGUAGAGUCGGAGAGGUUGCUAAGCUCUUUGCGGAUGCUGGAAUCAUCUGCAUUGCGAGUUUGAUAUCUCCUUAUAGAACAGAUAGGGACGCUUGUCGAAAUUUGCUCCCCGAGGGAGAUUUUGUCGAGGUGUUCAUGGAUGUACCGCUUGAAGUUUGCGAGGCGAGGGUUCCCAAGGGUCUUUACAAGCUCGCUCGUGCUGGAAAGAUAAAGGUAUCUCUUGAAAUGCUGUUGGUAAUUGUGUCUAUCAAUGAGAACCCCAAAUGACAUUACUAUUCCAGAUCAAUGGAAAAUAGAUAUUACACAACCUC
Molecule: messenger RNA, 866 nt
Organism: Arabidopsis arenosa
Lineage: Eukaryota; Viridiplantae; Streptophyta; Magnoliopsida; Brassicales; Brassicaceae
Source: the annotation of a GenBank genome assembly